Nothobranchius furzeri (turquoise killifish) is the source of this 1124-nucleotide messenger RNA. NCBI's taxonomy places the organism in Eukaryota, Metazoa, Chordata, Actinopteri, Cyprinodontiformes, Nothobranchiidae. The record is from RefSeq and is a predicted model, not a curated record.
AUGGAGCAAGUGGAGAGGGUGUCACAGUUCAAGUUCCUGGGCACAAACAUAUCAGAGGACCUCACAUGGACACACAACACCAAAUGUCUGAUAAAGAAGGCACAACAACGCGAUUAUGUCACACUGAAGGCAGCUGGGAGAUACGUGUUGGCCGCUGCAAUGUCCAACAAGGUCAAGUAUUCACGCCUGGCUGCUGAUGACAAUGGUUACAUAGACCUGCAGUUCAUGAAGAGCCCCCCCAGGGUCCCAUACAAGGCCAUUGCGGUGGCGGUAUUCCUCUUCCUGAUCGGCUCCUUACUGAUCAUCGUUGGGGCUCUUUUCCUGUCCGGAGUCAUCCACGUUAAGAAUCCCGACAGCACGAUCCCCAUCAUCAUCAUCGGUCUGCUCGUUUUCCUCCCAGGGUUUUACCACCUGAGGAUCGCCUACUACGCCGCCAAAGGUUACCGAGGCUACUCUUACGACGAUAUCCCAGAUUUUGGCGACUGAGUCAAAACAAAAGCUUCGACACAAACUGUUCCCUGCUGCUGUUAACUUUCUGAAUGCAUGUAGCGAACGAAAAAACAAGGAGCAAAAACUUCUUGCUGCUGAGACUGAUGUUCAUCCUGAAGGGCUCCACGUAUCGCUGAUAUAUUACAGAUACAUGGAAGUUUGUCUUGUUUCUUGUUUGGUCUGUGCUUUAUUACUCUCCACACCACGAGCCCCGCUGACCUGGGAGAGUUGAUCCUUCUUUAUUAGCUGUGAAUCAGGGGAGGACGUCAGAGCCGCUGCACCACUUUGCUGUUACAAAACUCCACACAUAAAUAAUAUGCUACAGUACUUUAGACAAAUCUUCACUGAAACUUUUAAAUCACUCCCACUCAGGGUUGAUGUCUGAGACGAUCACCGUUUUAAAGGUUGCUGUCAUAUGAAGCAGCUAAGGUGUUGUUUACUGUUUACACCUGAAGCACUGCAUUCGUGUUAGUAUCCAACCAGAAGUGGGUAUUUUUAUCGCUCCACCGUAUAUUUUUGAGUGAAAUGUGUUAAUUACUAAAGUAUUGCUUUUUGUUCAGAACAUUUAAAAUGUGUUUUUCUUCUCCUUACAAUGAUUUCAUAUGAAAAUAAAGAACGUUAAAAAAAACUGGAAA